CUUCUAUUGUUCUCAAGACUUCACAGCAUUUUGCAGCUUACAUUAACACUUUUUCUCAUUUCAAAGAAACAAACAUGCUCACUACUUACACCAUUCUCGGUGGAACUGGUGCAACAGGGUCAGAACUAAUCUCAUACCUCUUAAACCGACAACCCUUCGUCCACCUUAAUAUCUACGUGCGCUCCUCCUCAAAACUCUACACCCUCUUCCCCGACCUUCAAACCUCUCCCAACAUCACAAUCUUCACCGGCAGCAUCGACGAAACCCCCGUUCUAGCUUCCUGUAUUCGCUCCGCAACCGCAAUCUUCUGCACCAUCGCCCAAAACAAGAAUGAACCGGACUGCUCCCUCUCCCAACGCACCGCCCACGCUGUGAUCCUCGCCCUCACCCAGCUACGCUCCGAAUCCGCCCACCCUGCCACCUAUACCGCACCACCGCUCGUCUGGCCCUCCAGUGCGGCACUCAACCCUGCGUUCGAAAAGCGCAUCCCUGCCGCGUUGCGAGCCGUUGCUCUGCGCGCGGCUUUCCAUGUUCUGCAAGAUUUGCGCCUCGCGGCUGAGUAUUUGGGUGGGUUUGAGUGGAGCCCUGUGUCAUUUUGGCAGCCCAGACCGAUUGUGAAAGACGAGGCCAGGGGAGUCAGUCUUACGGCUGAGAAAAGGUUUGAUCUUAUUUCGUAUGCGGAUGUGGCAAGGGGGAUUGUAAAGAUUGUGGAGGAGGGUGAUGGGAUGUGGAUUGGAAAGGAGGUUGGGUUUGUGGCGCUGGGAGGGAAGAAGGUUAAGAAUCUUCCGCCGUCGACUUUUAUAUGGAUAUUAGCUGGGUUGUUGGGGUAUUGUGUGCCAUCAUUGUGGUUGGCAGGAAGAAAAAUAGGACUUUGAUAAUGCGCUGGAUUCAGAUAAUGUCAGGGAGGUUAGUCUACUCAGUACACGUAGUACCGUCACGUCAACACGUGGAAAUGCUAGUUGCAUAAGGGUG
Molecule: messenger RNA, 972 nt
Organism: Mollisia scopiformis
Lineage: Eukaryota; Fungi; Ascomycota; Leotiomycetes; Helotiales; Mollisiaceae
Exons: 1
Coding region: 75-875 (266 amino acids)
Source: RefSeq, a predicted model, not a curated record